GUGCACGCCAUAUUUUUAUUGCACAAGUAUUUUUUUUCUUUUUUUAACUUUAAUUGCACACGUAUGGACGUAACACUGUUGUUUGCCAAAUGACGGCCGGAGUAGUUACGGUGGUGGUGGUCGCCGAUUAGAAACCUGACUCCAACUUCCACCAACCAAUUCUCUCAAUCAUCGCAACAGGCGUCGAAUCCAUGUCUAUUUCUCCAACGAUCAAGGCACUUCUUUGAGGAGCAACCACAUAAUCCUCAUACCCAUUUGACAAUAUCAUAAUGAAAUCAGGUCAACAGGAAGAGGCGGAAGAAGAGGAUGAAGUCAUCGUUUCCAAGAGAGAAGGUCUCUCUUCCAAUAGUGAAGAUGAGAAGAACAGGAACAAGGCCAAUGCAGCACGGUCCAAGCAUUCAGUCACGGAGCAGCGCCGAAGGUGCAGGAUAAACGAGAGAUUUCAGAUACUAAGAGAUCUCAUACCCCAUAGUGAGCAGAAGAGAGAUACGGCAUCAUUUUUGUUGGAGGUCAUCGAGUAUGUCCAAUAUUUACAGGAAAAGGUUCAAAAGUAUGAGGGAUCAUAUCAAGGGUGGCGUAUGGAGCCUACUAAGCUGAUGCCAUGGAGAAACAGUCACUGGCACGUUCAGAGUCUUGUUGGACCUACUCAAGCUGUAAAGAAUGAUUCUAGUCCCACAUCAACAUUUCCUGGGCGGUUUGAUGAGAAUAAUAUCACUUGUUCCGUAGCAAUGCAUCCAAUCUCAUGGAAUUGGACUGAAUCUGACUCUAGUAGGGAUCCCUCCGGACAAAUAGACGAUCAGCAAUCUAAAUUAGCAAACAAGGCUAUAGCCUUGCCCAUUCCUUUGCACACAAAUGUUUCUUCUUCUGGCCCAGGUGAUGAUAUCGUUCCCCAUCCUAUUCACAGACCAAUUUCUGAUCCACAAUCGACUGAAUGCCCAAUCACAAGUGGUGCAUUAACUGAACAAGAGGAUUUGAUUGUUGAAGGGGGGAGUAUUAGCUUAACAAGCGUCUACUCUCAAGGGUUACUGAAUAAUCUGACACAAGCGCUGCAGUGUGCGGGUGUUGAUCUGUCGCAGUCCACCAUCUCUGUUCAAAUUGAUUUAGGAAAGCGAGCAAAUAGAAGAUUGACUUCUGGUGCUGUUGUAUCCAAUACCAAGGUAAAAACAUUUCAUUUCAUUCCCAGAAAUCCCAGCUCUAGUCGGACCGCACAUCAAAUUGCAGAAUACUUUAUUGAACUAUUAAGAAGAAAAACUAAUCUCAAAUGUUUUUGACGAUGUGAUUUCUAAUCAUCGUUAACAGGGUUCAGGUUUAUUUUCCUGUCUUCCAUGCUCUUCUUAUUCUGUUAUCUGUACACUUCUCUUUGUUUUGAGAAGAUAGUGCACAAAAAGAAAACAUAUUUUCAACUGAUGCAGAUUGUAAUACAUUGUUCAAAACGCGAUGUCUUUUAUUUUUUCUCUUUUUUGUCAAAAAUUUUCUGGAGUUGAAGAACUACUGCUCUGCAAAUUUGAUCAUCCAAGUUGUUGAUCAUAAUCAUAAAAUGUCUCUGAUGCUCUUUAUAUUCCAACCCUUCUCUAUUGGAAUGUGGAUUUGUUUCCUAGACGUUCUCUUUUGAGUAUUUUACUCUCCGCAUGUAAAUGUCUAUUAAGGUGGAUGAAGCUUAAUAAGAACCUUCUAUAUCAGGGUCAAAACUGGUUUCGAAACAGAAAACUUCUCACUUGUUUUUUUGAUAAAUAUAUUAUUGAAGAGCAUCGUACUUUUACAUGUUGAGUAAAGGUACAAAUGAAAGUGGAUGUACACAUAAGUUAAUUAAUAUAUACGACAUAAGAACUCUGAGACCAGAGCAACAAUCAGCAAUCACACAGGUGAUUGUUCUUUGGUUGGAGGCAAACAUUCUUGUGGGUUGGACCAGAAAUAGUCCUCUAACUUGGGUUUACCCGGAAUCACAAUUCUUUUAGUCGGGGUUCCCCAGUGACUCGCAUGAGCUUCCUUCACCAAAAGUGAAAACUUUUCCCAAUUCAGUUUUCCUG
Molecule: messenger RNA, 2027 nt
Organism: Rhododendron vialii
Lineage: Eukaryota; Viridiplantae; Streptophyta; Magnoliopsida; Ericales; Ericaceae
Product: transcription factor BIM2-like
Exons: 7
Coding region: 270-1271 (333 amino acids)
Biological process (GO): DNA-templated transcription
Molecular function (GO): protein dimerization activity; DNA-binding transcription factor activity
Source: RefSeq, a predicted model, not a curated record